UUCUACAAGAGAAGGUACAGCUGAGGAGGAAGCACUCUGAAAUGGAUCUCAAGUAUGUCAUCUUAGUUGUCUGCUGUGGAUGCCUGAACAACGCCGUUUUCUCAGAGACAGAGGCUGCUACAACAGAGCGGCAGCCACAGCCUACUCUAGUGAGCAUGCCAGGAUCAGGUGCUUCAGUGGAGUCUCAAUUCAACAGUUCUUCUGGCCAACCAACUUUACCUACCCAAGUCACUGUAGGACCACCCAUGCCAGCCUAUGCCUCUGCUGGAAAACCAGCAGCCCUGACCGCUACUGAGCAACCACCUGCCUCUAACAUCACCAGACACCCAAUACUAUUGGCUAACACCUCCUCCAGACAGACAGACAAACCUGUGCUCACCUCUGCUCAACUACCAGCCCAAUCAGCUCACACUUCCACCGAACGCUCACCGCCACCACUUGUCUCCAGCUCUGUGCAACAGCCACCAUCACCUGCUCACACCUCUUCUAGCAGACGGACGCCAUCCACUGCUCAAGCAACUUCCAAGGUCAAGGAUUCACCCAUAGUUACACCAGGAUUCAUACUAGAAACCACCCCCAAACAAUACCCACAUAAAACUAAUUCUGGCUCAACAGCUGCUAUAACUAUCGGUGUAAUUCUGACUUUGAUGCUGGUAGCUAUAGCCAUGAUUUUAAUAUGGAAAUGCUUGAGAAAACCAGUUGCAAAUGAUCAAAAUUGGGCUGGUAGGUCUCCAUUUGCUGAUGGUCAAACUCCAGACAUAUGCAUUGAUAACAUGAGAGAAAAUGAGGUGCCUGGAAAACGUAUGUCAAUUGUUUCCCUUAUGACCUGGAAACCCAGCAAAAGUACACUGUUAGCAGAUGACUUAGAAAUUAAGUUGUUUGAAUCAACUGAAAAUGUGGAAGAUGCCAACAACCCUACAACAGGGAAAACAAAAGAUCAAGUGACUGGUACAUCAGAGGAGAGUGCUGAUGGAACAACCAUCGGCACUGCUGUUUCCUCCUCAGAUGACGUAGACCUGCUCCCACCUCCUCCUCUUUCUGAUGUGGAAGGACAGGAGGGUAGUAAGCAGUCUGACGAGCCUCCACCCACAAUGGAAUCUCCUCUUCCAAAUGAUCCGACCAAUGCUCCACCACCUCUGCUCUGUCUCAAAGACACUUGUGAAGAUCACAAUGCUGAGAUCCAACAGCCAUUUCCACCUUCCCCUGACUCACUUAACUUGCCCCCACCACCUGAAGAUUUGAUGGGAGCGCCACCAGAGCCCACCGAGGCCCAGUGUCAGGAACUCUCUCUUCCAUCUGACCCUGGUCAAGAGUUCAACGAUUCCCUGCCACUCCCACCUGAAGAAUUUUAAAUUCUACAACUGGCUUAUGGCUGAUUUCCCAUCUUUCUUAAAAGACCCAUCUUCUGUUUUCUUUCAUGUGAUGAAAUGUAUAAAACAACAAUAGGUGGUCAUUUUUCAUUUUCAUUCACGAACUACUUGAAAACUGUUUUAAAAACAUGUGCACAGAUAGAACAGUAUUUUUAACUGAAUCUUGGGGGAAGUUUGCCCAGCAAGUUGUUUCCAUUUGACAAUUUCCACACAAAGAGUUCAGUGAGUAAGUUACAUUUAUCACCAGUUGUCUAUAUUCUCCUUAUGUUGUUUCUUCUGUUUCCGGUGCUCCUCUAGUUUCCCUGCCUCCUUUUCUUCUCAUCCGUGCUUUUUAAGUGACUGAGGGUCUCAUUCUGAUGAUUUUAAGUGGCGUAUCACUCUUAUGGGAAGCCUGCUUUGCGUGCUAUGGGGCUAGACUCUACUCCAGUUUUAGAGUGUCUUGGGGUCUUAGUCGCAAGAAGCCCUUCAUUUUCUACUGCUGCAGUUUGGUCUUUCUUUUUGGUGGGGUGUGGGGUGAAAUCUGAGUCUGCUCCAUAAUUUUUCUGCCAUUGAAUCCAGGGCCAUCUAUUAUGACCCUGGUCAGGAUGCUCAAGGUUGGUUGCCAGGCAACAUCUAGUUCCUCUGGUCUCAGGGUGGAUGACGUUCAGUUAGCUUCUUGCUGUCUUUCUCUGGUGAAGAAGAGUCCUGUUAUUGUGGCUCCUUGUAAGCUUUUACAAUCUUAGGUCCUACUCACUUCACGGGGAGACAGAUCAUGAUUUCUGUGAACUAUGGCAAUUGAUUGAGUUGUCCCGCGAGCCUUAGGCUUUAAACCCAGAAAAGCCAUCUUUGAAGGUAUUUGAUUAUGUCCAUAGGGGGAUCUGUAUUUGUGGCUUCACUUAAUGCAUUUGCACCCACAUAUCUGCAUGUACCUAUAGACACUUCUCUCUGUUCUCAGCUAUGUACACAGCUGAACCUACUCAUAUGCUCAUAUCCACCUAUGUGUUCUCAAACACACACUUUUGCCUUGCUCAUUCGGUGCUCAUUCGGUGCCAUUUUUUGCAUAUCACCAAAACAAACAUAAAUGUUUAUGAUCUAAAGGGUAUUUUCCCCUCCCCCUAUGCAAUCUCUGAGAACCACCAGCAGACAAUGAUCUCUUUCUAGAUGUCUAUGUUUGAAGGACGACUGAAGAAGACAUGAUGCACUUGAAUGGUGACAAAGUAUAUUGUAUAUAGCACCAACUGCCAAAAGAAUGAAUAAAUCUGUCUUGAGAGAAGUACAGCCAGAAUGCUCCUUAGAAGUGAGGCUAGUGAGACUUUGUGUACUACUUGUGUUACCGGGAAGGACCAGUGCUCUGAAGAGGCUAGCAUGCUUGCCUAAGUAAAGGGUCAGUGCCAAAGGGGCAGACCCACCGUGAGACAGACUGACCCAGUAGGUCAGCAAUGGGCUCAGCCCGCACCAGGACUGUUGUGUUGUUGAGACAACCCUCUCAGGAACACCAAAACAAACAAACGUUUCUUCUGAAAAAGGAGGGAUCAUAUAAUAUUCGUCCUUAGGUGCUUAUUUCUUUAUUUCACCUAGCCCAUGCCCUCCAGGUCCAUCUAUGUUAUGUGAAACUUAUUUUAUGAAAAUUAGCAUUAUGAUUUAUUUACUGGCUAUAGUACCUAUCUUUAAAGUAUACAAUAUUGCAUUUUAAACAUAUGGAUGGAAUGUAUGUCAAUAAUGCAACCACUUUGGAAACAAGCAAUCUA
This is a messenger RNA of Echinops telfairi (small Madagascar hedgehog), 3097 nucleotides long. RefSeq names its product ecotropic viral integration site 2B (gene EVI2B). The transcript is spliced from 2 exons. The record is from RefSeq and is a predicted model, not a curated record. Gene Ontology annotation, biological process: regulation of stem cell division; positive regulation of neutrophil differentiation. Bases 42 to 1352 code for a protein of 436 amino acids. NCBI's taxonomy places the organism in Eukaryota, Metazoa, Chordata, Mammalia, Afrosoricida, Tenrecidae.